AUGAUCACCCGAUUAGAACAGAGAUGCAAUGUUCUGACUGCAGCUAUAGAACGAAACGACAAGGGAAAAGCAUCCUUAGUCGAAAAUCUUUUACAAAAAACCACCUCUCCAUUCACCGAGGAUGUGGCCAACAUUCGUCUUCCCGAGAAAUUUAAAAUCCCAGAGAUCAUGUUCUAUACAGGCCUUGAAGAUCCUGUGGAGCAUCUGGAUAAUUUCCGCGCCCACAUGGAUCUACACCGAACACCCGAGAUGGUAGCUUGUCGAGCCUUCCCUCUGACCCUCUCGGGUAAUGCCCGCGAUUGGUUUAGGAAGCUUCCUCCAAACUCCAUCCGUCACUUUGAUGACCUCGGAAGGAUGUUCCUAACGCAGUUCAUGGCCGGAAGGGUUAGAAGGAAGCCAUCCAGAUCCUUGAUGUCAUUGCACCACGGACCCGAGGAGUCUCUCAGAAACUUUUUCUUUAGAUUCAACCAGGCGAGGCUCGAAGUUGAGACAGCAACCGACGACUUCAUAUAUGGAGCCCUCUUCCAGGGAAUUCGGAAAGUUAGGGCUCUUAUGGCUGAUAUAGCCCGAAAGCCUCCACAGAAUCUAGACGGCUUCAUGAGUAAAGCCGAGAAGUACAUCAACCAAGAGGAAACGGUCCUAGCCCUACUAGGAUCCGACCAGAAUCGUCCUUCCACCACCGAGCAGAAAAAGAAGAAAAAGGAUCCUAGGAAAGAAGGGCGCAAGCGUGUUCCGAAAGAGGAGGAGGCUAGGCCAAAGCGAGAUCAGGAGUUGUUAAGGGGUCGCAACUAG
Alnus glutinosa is the source of this 792-nucleotide messenger RNA. RefSeq lists its product as uncharacterized. Bases 1 to 792 code for a protein of 263 amino acids. NCBI's taxonomy places the organism in Eukaryota, Viridiplantae, Streptophyta, Magnoliopsida, Fagales, Betulaceae. The record is from RefSeq and is a predicted model, not a curated record. The transcript has a single exon.